Messenger RNA from Schizophyllum commune H4-8, 222 nucleotides. RefSeq names its product DUF1748-domain-containing protein. NCBI's taxonomy places the organism in Eukaryota, Fungi, Basidiomycota, Agaricomycetes, Agaricales, Schizophyllaceae. The record is from RefSeq and is a predicted model, not a curated record. The transcript is spliced from 2 exons. Gene Ontology annotation, cellular component: cytoplasm. The coding region runs from base 1 to 222 and encodes 73 amino acids.
AUGGCAAUGCUCGGGAAACUCGUGCACUACGGCGUCGACGCAGUCCUCCUUUCGACCGUCCUCGCGGGCAUUCGUCGCUCAAGCGGUUUUACUGUGAACCCUACUACGGUCCCCGAGGGCACCCCACGAUCUAUAUUCGAGAAGUACCUCUCCGUCGGGGAGAGCGUAUUCGACAUGGCACAAGCGACCGUCGUUAACAGCCCAUACUUCAAGAGGACAUGA